Molecule: messenger RNA, 1132 nt
Organism: Episyrphus balteatus (marmalade hoverfly)
Lineage: Eukaryota; Metazoa; Arthropoda; Insecta; Diptera; Syrphidae
Product: NKAP family protein CG6066
Exons: 2
Coding region: 114-893 (259 amino acids)
Source: RefSeq, a predicted model, not a curated record
CAAAAAUUAAAAUUAUAAUUUUUUUAUAAAAGUAAUGAUUAAAGUAAUACACAUUUUUUGUUUAGAAAUAAAUUAUUAUUUUUAUAUUACAACCAAAGUGAUAUUAAAGAAAAAUGGACGAUAAUCAACUUGAAAGUUUGGCUAUCAAAGAAAUUAUUGAAGAACUCGAACGCGAAAAGCAAAUCGAGUUGGCAAGUCGACAGCCUCAAGAAAGAAAAAUUCGUCCAAAUAGCCGCUUUCUUGGUCGAACAAUAGUUUCUGUGUUGCAACAUAAUAAGCGUCAAAGUGCCGAAGAAAGGAGCAACUCAAAUAGAAAACUUCGUGAACUCAACCGAAGAAGACCAAGAACAAAAUCCAGAUCUAGAUCCAGAUCAAGGAGUAAAGAAAGAAGAACAAUUCGAAGACGAUCACCUCCAGAAUAUAGAAGCAGAAAUGAACAACAAUUCAAUAGCUAUCCCAUUGAAGAGGAAAUUAUUGAACCAUAUCACGAUGGAAUGCAUUUAGAUUUAGCCACAAUUUUCUAUGACAAUUUAAAUCAGUUACUUUUGAAUGAGACUCAAACAGUUCCUAAAAAACAAAAGAGAAAAAAAGAUAAAAAAAAAGUCUUGACGAUAGAUUUGACCAAAAAGAAAAAGAAACAUUCAAAAAAGAAAACAAAGAAAUCUCAUAAAAAGGCGAUGAAAUCAAAGAAAAGAGGAAGAAUGAAAAGCAGAAGCAGAAAACGAAGAAGAUCAUCUUCCUCAUCAUCUUCAUCAUCGUCCUCAUCCUCAUCGACAUCUUUCUCCUCUUCAUCAUCAUCAUCGUCAAGCGAAACCAGCUUGAGUACAAUUUGUGAUAGUGUCAGCGAGAAUUCUGGCAGAGAUGAAAGUGAACUCCUGAUCGAUCUAACAUAAUAAACAUAAUACGGUUAAAUAGUUGAUAAUGUACAUAAUUGUAGGUAUCAAGCCCACCUUAGUAAAUGGUCUAAUUUAAUAUUAAUGUUUAAUGAAGUGCUUUUUCUGUUCGUUUUUUAUCAGAUUUUUCAGGGACGAUUUAAGCUGCCAAAUGUAUGCGGAACACAAAAAAUAGUGAAAACCACAAAAAUUGCUUGAUUUUUAACUGUCUGUGGGUUGGUUCGACCCCACAACGAUCA